CGCGCGCCUCCGGAGUUGCAGAACGAGGCGCGGCUGUCAGAAACAAAGCAGGAGACAAAAAGUGAAUACUGACCCUCCCAGUGGAAAGGUACAUGAAGAACUAGUAAGACGAGACUACAGAAAUCUCCUGCGGACACCAGGAACUGUGUGCGGCUGUAUUUGGACACGGAUUCCUUCUCCGGACGGCUGGGUCGGACUGCUCGCCGGCGGGACGGAGCUCAUCUGCGGACUUAAGAGUUAAAGGUUAGAGUGCUUAUAAUGUCAAACAACAGGCUCCUCGGACAGAUACGCAGAACUUCUCAACUCCCAGCACCGAUUCUAGGAUGUUCAAAGUUGGCUUUCUGCAUUUUGCCCAUUGCUCAGAUUGCAAUUGGGUCAGUAUACCUGAAUGACUGUCCACGGCAGCAAUACAUCCCCAUCUAUCUGAUUGUGUCGGGGGUCUUUGGCCUGAUACUUGGAGUGCUCAGCUGCCUGCCCUGUGCUCAGGAGCCCGAAGACGGCACUGUCAACCUGCUGAGCCGAAUCUGCACCGCCUGGAACUCGCUGACGAGUUUCUUUCUCUUCUGCUGGUUCAUCACAGGUAAUGUGUGGAUCUACUCAAUUUAUGAACCCAACUACAACAAGACCGCGACUGAUGUGAAUCUGUACUGCAACAAGACUCUCUACUUGUUCGCCUUCUGGACCACCACACUGGUCUACAUCUUGUUGGGUUUGUUCCUGGUCAUCGGUUGCUGCGUCCUUUUCUGCUUCUGCCUGUGCGGUCAUGCGGACCCCGACGACAACCUCUAGAGACUCUAACAGGAUGCAUCUUAUGGGGCUGCUCGCAAUGCGUGAAGCUGCUUCUGUUGCACAUAUACCACUAUUGUUACAUGUUUUGAAAUCUUAAGGAAAAGCAACAGAGCAACUCAGACAUCCUUCUCUUUGUCAGCCCCACCUGAUUUGUUAAUGACUUUCAGAUUAUAUCCUUUCUGGCUGACUUUAAUUAGGUCUCAGGUGUUUUCUCAUUGCUUAGCUUUUUCUAAAUCUGCAGGUACUCUAAUGAAUUCUGUUGUUGGAUUUUUCCUUGAAGUGCUAUUCCAAAAGGAGCACAGGGUGUGUUGUUUACGUGGUGAGCCUCAUAUUUGGCUCAGUCUUUGUGCAAUCUGCAAGAAGAAAUGAUAAAAAUGUCUGUUUGAAUUUGUGUUUCUUUGAUGCUUUGCCUUUUUAAAAGACACGUACAGCCAG
Molecule: messenger RNA, 1224 nt
Organism: Melanotaenia boesemani (Boeseman's rainbowfish)
Lineage: Eukaryota; Metazoa; Chordata; Actinopteri; Atheriniformes; Melanotaeniidae
Product: transmembrane protein 272-like
Exons: 5
Coding region: 259-789 (176 amino acids)
Source: RefSeq, a predicted model, not a curated record